AUGGACGCCUGCACCGGCGAAGGCGACGGACCCGGCGUGAUGUUGCAGAAGCAGUUUUUCAAAGUUGUCGCUUGCGUCGGCAGCGUGGGAAUGACACCUCCAGUCGUGCCAGCCGAGCUCCUGGUAAAGGAGAUCAGCAGCCUCCAUGAAGAGCGCCGGCACCUGCGCCGGCAAGUGGAGGCUGCGGACCUCAACGGCACCCAGGAGGCGCAAGAGGUCUCGGCUGCUUUGGAGGGCGCCCGGGAUCGUUUCCUCGAGUCCCAGCUGCGAAGGGAUCGCCUGCGUCGGCUGGUGAAGGGCCUCGAAGGUCACACCCCGCCACAGCCAGAGCAGGUGGAGGUGUCGCUGCAAGAGAGGGAGCGCGAGCUCGAAUUGCAGGUGGAGUCGCUUCGGAAAGACACGGCGAACCUGGAACAGCGUCGUCAAACCUUCAUCAAGGAGCUGGAGGACUGCCGCCGUCAGGCGGCAGAGCGCACUGCGGAGCUUCGCCACUCGGAGGAGCUUGGCUCCGAGGCUGUCGCACGUUGUGCAGCUUUGCAGCUCGAGCUGAAGCUGCUCCAAGAGAAGAUCUUCGGAGUGGAGACGGAGCGCCAGGAGCUCUGGCAGAAGCAGCGCAAAAUGGGGGAGCAGUUUGAAAGUGCCUGGGAGGCAGCCACUGCUGAGGCGAAGCGCUGCCUCGUGCAGCUGAGCGCUGAGGCGUCACGCGAGGCCGGCGACGAGCAGGGCCUUAGCCAGGCCGCCGGGGAAGCCGAGGCGAAGUUGGCAGAAAUGGCAGCGGAGCUGCAGAGGCAGCAGGAGAGGCUCGUGGUUCGAGAGCCGGUGAAGGAGGCAUUUGCCCUCUCAAGCCCCAAGCUGGAGGAGCCAGGGCCAGGAACUUCGGAUGGCGUCUGGCAGCGGCUGCUCCAAGAAUCUUUGCGUGCAGAACAGGCUGAGCUUCGGCUCCUGGAAGCCUCCACUGACGGAGUCGAAGCUCGAAAACGGGGCCUCCAAGAUUCUCUGAAGGUGGCGCUCUCCAAGCUGGAGGAUCUGAAGCAACAGCUCGAGGGCGAGCGCAUCGCCAAAGCGGAAGCGCAGAAGAUGUGGGCAGAUGCACAGCGCGAGGAGCAGUCGCGCGCCCUGCGGAAACUGCGGAGCCACGUUCAGGCCUUGCGGUCCUGGAACUCCCAGGUGCGUCUGAGGCUGCUGAAGCUGGCCAAACGGUCCACAUCCAGCGACAAACCCAGCGACAGAGCCAGAGCUGAGUUGAAGGGGCACCUCCGCUGGAUCUCCGGGGCCGCCGGUGCCGUCGCCUCUUUCACGAAGCGGCCGCCCGAGAAGGCCUUCGAUCUGAACUGCUGGCACCAGGCCUUGCGCGGGCUGAGACAGGCCCUGCAGCAGGCCGCGGCCUCGCAAGCCAUGGAGGACAACGUGGAGAAGGCUUUGGAGGUUUCCCUUUGGGAGGCUGAGAAGACCUGGGAGGAGGUGCUGUCACUCGUCCAGAGAGGUCGAACCGCUGCCGCGGCAGCAGAGGGCGUGUUGGACGCAGCGAGCGUCGAGGAAAUUGUGAGAGCCUCGGUGGAGGCGGAGAAGAGGGCGGCGGUGCGCGCUGCCCAAGAGACUCUUCGAGAGGGACUCGGGGAGCCCGUAGAGGAGCUCGAGAAGGAGCUGCUUCUGGAGGAGGCCCUGGAGGAGGCUCGAGAGGAGGAAGAUCGGCACCGCGAGCUGGAGCUGGCUCUGCUGGUGGCCCGACGUGAAGAUGCGGAGCUGGAGGCGCUCUGUGCCAAGCAAGCUGCAGAGAAAUCGGCCGAGGCGGUCAUGACCUCGCGCAGUCAGGACUUCCGGGAGCUCUGCCGCAAGAUCGGCCAAGAGAUGAGCCGGUCAUUGCUCCUGCAGUUGCAGAACCUCUGUGAGAGUGCUGCCGAACAUCCCGACAUCUUUCAGAAGCAGAUGGAGGAGAUCCGGGAGCUCAAGCAGGCCCACUCAGCAAUCUCUGCCGCGCAGGCGCAAGCUCUGGGUAGUGCCGAUCUCUUGGAGGCAGAGCUGCAGGCUGCUUGGGUGGGAACUGUGGCAGCCAUCGAGGAAGUUCAGGCCUCCACCAAGGAGCUGGCGAUGGAUCGAGACCGCUGUCGCCUUGCUCUCGAUGCUCUGCGGGCACGAACGGACGCUGUUGAGGAGGCGGCUGCCUCUCUUUGGGCGCUGCAGGGCGAGGCCUCACUGAGUGUACCAGGUGGCCGAUGGCACGACAGGUUUCGCAGCAUCAGCGAGUGGUACUCCGCCGCAAGUGACGCACUCCACUCCUGUAUGCUCUGA
Symbiodinium necroappetens is the source of this 2289-nucleotide messenger RNA. Lineage: Eukaryota; Dinophyceae; Suessiales; Symbiodiniaceae. The record is from the annotation of a GenBank genome assembly.